AUGCUGCUCUCCCAACUCUCGCGAUGCAGCCAAAGGCUGGCUUCUGCUAGACACUUCACCACCAUCUCGCCCAACGCCCCUCGCACAGCUCUGGUAGCCAAGAGGAGGGACCUGGGUUUCACUGGCUACAACGCCUUCACAUCACAGCACCGCCACUAUGCUCAGGCCGCGGAAAAGACCGAUCAGGGCGUCGACUCCAGCGAUUCUUUCCUCUCCGGGAACACCGCCAACUAUGUCGAUGAGAUGUACGCAGAGUGGAAGCGCGAUCCUUCCUCCGUGCACGUCUCAUGGCAGGCCUACUUCAAGAACAUGGACAGUGGCGACAUGCCCGUGAGCCGCGCUUUCACUCCUCCACCCACCAUUGUUCCACAGCCAGCCGGUGGUGUCACCGCGCCAACCUUCGCCGCAUCUUCCGCGGAAGGAGAGAGCAGCGAUGUCAUGAACCAUCUGAAGGUCCAGCUUCUUGUCAGAGCAUACCAGGCGCGAGGCCACCACAAGGCAAAGAUCGAUCCAUUGGGCAUCAGAACACAGACCGAAUCUGUACCAAGAGAAUUGGACUUGAAGACCUAUAACUUCAGCGAAUCGGAUAUGGAGUCAGAGUUCACGCUUGGUCCGGGUAUCUUGCCACGGUUCAAGACGGACAAGCGCGACAAGAUGACCUUGCGCGAGAUCAUUGAUGCUUGCGAGCGCCUGUACUGUGGUCCAUACGGCGUUGAGUACAUUCACAUUCCGGAUAGAGAUCAGUGCGACUGGUUGCGACAGCGUCUUGAGGUUCCACAGCCCUACAAAUACUCCGUUGAUGAGAAGCGCCGCAUUUUGGAUCGUCUUAUCUGGUCUUCGUCGUUCGAAUCGUUCUUGGCUACCAAGUACCCCAAUGACAAGCGUUUCGGUCUGGAAGGUGGAGAAUCUCUCAUCCCUGGUAUGAAGGCGCUCAUCGAUCGCUCAGUCGACUAUGGUGUCAAGGACAUUGUCAUUGGCAUGCCCCACAGAGGUCGUCUGAACGUGCUCUCCAACGUCGUCCGCAAACCCAACGAGUCCAUCUUCUCCGAGUUUGGUGGUUCUGCUGAGCCUUCCGACGAGGGCUCUGGAGACGUCAAGUACCAUCUUGGUAUGAACUUCGAGCGUCCAACUCCAUCCGGCAAGCGUGUACAGCUGUCUCUGGUAGCCAACCCGUCUCAUCUGGAAGCCGAAGACCCUGUCGUGCUUGGCAAGACCCGUGCCAUCCUCCAUUACAACAACGACGAGGAAAAGGCACUCUCCGCCAUGGGAGUGUUGCUGCACGGUGACGCCGCUUUCGCCGCUCAAGGUAUCGUGUACGAGACCAUGGGUUUCUACGCGCUCCCAGCUUACCACACUGGUGGCACAGUCCACAUUGUCGUCAACAACCAGAUUGGCUUCACUACUGACCCACGUUUUGCUCGUUCUACUCCUUACUGCUCGGAUAUUGCCAAGUUUGUGGAUGCUCCAGUCUUCCACGUCAACGGUGACGAUGUCGAGGCCUUGAACUUCGUUUGCCAGCUGGCCUCUGACUGGCGUGCUGAGUUCAAGAAGGAUGUUGUCAUUGACAUAGUCUGUUACCGAAAGCAGGGACACAACGAGACCGAUCAGCCAUCCUUCACCCAGCCACUGAUGUACAAGCGCAUCAACGAGCAGCCACCUGUCCUCGACAAGUACACCAAGCAACUGCUGGACUCCAACACUUUCACCAAGGAAGACAUUGAGGAGCACAAGAAGUGGGUCUGGGGUAUGCUCGAGGAGUCUUUCGCCAAGUCCAAGGACUACCAGCCAACCUCGAAAGAGUGGCUGACGAGUGCUUGGAACGGCUUCAAGUCUCCGAAGGAGCUGGCCACUGAGAUAUUGCCUCACGAGCCUACUGCUGUCGCUGUGGAUACCUUGAAGCACGUCGGAGAUGUCAUCGGCAACCCGCCAAAGGACUUCCACGCGCACAAGAACUUGAAGCGUAUCUUGGCUAACCGAUCCAAGACUGUCAACGAGGGCAAGAACAUCGACAUGUCGACUGGUGAGGCACUGGCUUUCGGUACCCUCGUCUUGGAAGGUCAUCACGUUCGUGUAUCCGGACAAGAUGUCGAGCGUGGUACUUUCUCACAGAGACACGCUGUGCUCCACGACCAGGAGAGUGAGGCCACCUACACCCCACUCAAGCACAUCAGCGAGGAUCAAGGAUCAUUUGUCAUCACCAACUCCAGCUUGAGUGAAUUUGGUACUCUUGGAUUCGAAUACGGUUACUCGCUCUCGUCACCUACAGCACUUGUCAUCUGGGAAGCUCAGUUUGGUGAUUUCGCCAACAACGCACAGUGUAUCAUCGAUCAAUUCAUCGCGUCUGGUGAAGUCAAGUGGCUCCAGCGAUCUGGUCUUGUUGUCAACCUGCCCCACGGUUACGAUGGUCAAGGUCCAGAGCACUCUUCUGGUCGCAUGGAGCGAUUCUUGCAGCUCUGCAACGAAGACCCUAGAAUCUUCCCAUCUCCAGACAAGCUCGACCGCCAGCACCAGGACUGCAACAUGCAGAUCGUCACCUGUACUACACCUGCCAACUCAUUCCACAUCUUGCGCCGCCAGAUGAACAGGCAAUUCCGCAAGCCUUUGAUCUCGUUCUUCAGCAAGAGCUUGCUCCGCCAUCCUCUCGCGCGCUCGGGCAUUGAAGACUUCACUGGUGAGAGCCACUUCCAGUGGAUCAUUGCUGACCCAAUGCACAACCAAGACGCCGAGUUCAAGAUCAACGAGCACAAGGACAUCAAGCGUGUCAUCCUCUGCUCUGGUCAAGUCUUUGCGGCACUCUUCAAGUACCGACAACAGAAUAACCUCACCGACACCGCCAUUACCCGUAUUGAACAGCUUAAUCCCUUCCCAUGGGCACAGCUCAAGGAGAACCUAGACAGCUACCCUAAUGCCGAGACCAUCGUCUGGUGUCAGGAGGAGCCUCUCAACGCUGGUGCAUGGUCUUUCACGCAACCUAGAAUCGAGACUCUGCUCAACCACACCGAGCACCACAACAGGAAGCAUGUCAUGUACGCGGGUCGCAACCCUAGUGCGUCAGUCGCUACUGGUUUGAAGUCGAGCCAUCUGAAGGAGGAACAGGACCUUUUGGACAUGGCUUGGAGCGUGAGACAGGACAAGCUCAAGGGAGAGUAG
Molecule: messenger RNA, 3150 nt
Organism: Fulvia fulva
Lineage: Eukaryota; Fungi; Ascomycota; Dothideomycetes; Mycosphaerellales; Mycosphaerellaceae
Product: 2-oxoglutarate dehydrogenase, mitochondrial
Exons: 1
Coding region: 1-3150 (1049 amino acids)
Biological process (GO): tricarboxylic acid cycle
Cellular component (GO): mitochondrion; oxoglutarate dehydrogenase complex
Molecular function (GO): oxoglutarate dehydrogenase (succinyl-transferring) activity; thiamine pyrophosphate binding
Source: RefSeq, a predicted model, not a curated record